ACCGGCACGGCCCUCCCUCUCUCUAUGGGUUGGCUUAUUUUCACGUUUGGUGUCGCCGCAGACCUUACUCCGGGCUCUGAGCAUGGAGUUAUCCUACCAGGCGAUGAGGAACGCGUCCCAGAGCAGAGAGGCGGAUGAACUGAGAACAGAGGCCCGGAGGAAGAACCUUCUUAUUCUCAUCAUGCAUUACCUAAUGCAGGAGGGUUACGUGGACACCGCAAAUGUCCUGGAAGCGGAAUCCAAACUAAACCUGAGGCGCUUGGAAGUUUGUGACAACAUUGACCUGGAAACCAUCCUAAUGGAGUAUGAGAGUUAUUACUAUAUCAAGUUCCAGAGAUACCCUAAGAUCACCAAGAAGGCUGCAGAUAAUGACGGCAAACUGCACUCAAAGCCUCGAAGUGGAGGAAAACUGAGAAGAACGGCAAGUAACUCUUCUCAGGGACUUCCAAGAAUCACCAAUCAUAAUAUCGUGCAGCGCCCAGCGUCGCGGACACACCCCAAGACACCAGAGAGGGCAGGAAACAGGGAAAUAACCACUAAGGAGAAUGGGUGCAACAGCCCCCCCGAGGUCUCCGAAUUUGGACUAAAUGUGUCCGCAAUAAACAAAGGACAAAGCGGCCCACAAAGGAGGGGCCAGAUCAUUGACUUUCGCGGCAUGAUCCAAGAUGCCAUAAAAGGGUCAUCGAACGAUAUCGCCAUGAACAGUCUGAACUACAAUCCCGACCCCUCGGAGCGGUUGCUAAAACCCGUCACUGCCUUUACUGGAGCCAACAGCGAGAUGAGAGAGCUGGCCGCGGUUAUAAGCCGGGACAUUUACCUGCAGAACCCCAAUGUGAGGUGGGAUGACAUCAUCGGGCUUGACUCUGCGAAGCGGCUGGUGAAGGAAGCUGUGGUGUACCCUAUUAGGUACCCGCAGCUGUUUACGGGAAUCCUGUCUCCUUGGAAGGGGCUGCUACUGUACGGACCACCAGGUACUGGGAAGACUCUUCUGGCCAAGGCAGUGGCCACGGAAUGUAACACCACGUUUUUUAACAUUUCUGCUUCUACAAUCGUCAGCAAGUGGAGGGGGGAUUCCGAGAAACUUGUGCGGGUUCUGUUUGAACUGGCCCGGUACCACGCACCGUCCACCAUCUUCCUGGAUGAACUGGAGUCUGUGAUGAGUCAGAGAGGAGCGGGACCGGGGGGCGAACAUGAGGGGAGUCGCAGGAUGAAGACGGAAUUGCUGGUACAGAUGGAUGGCUUGUCACGGUCAGAUGAUCUUGUGUUUGUGUUAGCUGCCUCCAAUCUGCCCUGGGAGCUGGACUACGCCAUGUUACGGCGGCUGGAGAAGAGGAUCCUGGUGGGUUUGCCCUGUAAGGAGGCCAGAGAGUCCAUGAUCCAGCACUGGCUGCCUCCUGUGAGUAACAGCGGCGGGGUGGAGCGGAGGACGCAGCUGGAGUACAGUGUGCUGGGAGAGGAAACAGAAGGCUACUCCGGAUCAGAUAUUAAACUGGUUUGUAAAGAAGCCGCCAUGAGGCCGGUGAGGAAGAUCUUUGACGCACUGGAGAACCACCAGCCAGGGAAUAAGGAUUUGCCGGUUAUUCACCUGGACACUGUCACCACGUCUGACUUUCUGGAGGUGUUGGCACACACCAAGCCCUCUGCAAAGAAUCUGGCCCAGAAAUACAGCGCCUGGCAGGCGGAGUUUGAGUCUGUGUGAGCGACGUCUCCCAGAGUGGCUGCUGAACGAGCAGAGGGAACCCACUGCCCUCU
Molecule: messenger RNA, 1752 nt
Organism: Pseudophryne corroboree (corroboree frog)
Lineage: Eukaryota; Metazoa; Chordata; Amphibia; Anura; Myobatrachidae
Gene: KATNAL2
Product: katanin catalytic subunit A1 like 2
Exons: 16
Coding region: 83-1699 (538 amino acids)
Molecular function (GO): ATP binding; ATP hydrolysis activity; protein binding
Source: RefSeq, a predicted model, not a curated record